GUCAAUGUUACACGAAAGUAGUAUUUUAUUUGGUGCUCGAAGAGAGUAAUUGUGUAUUUAUUGUUCACGGUCGAACAUUUUUUGUGUAAACAAAUCAAGUAAAAAAUGUUUAUAUGUUAAAAAAAAACAGCAACAAAUUCAAAAAAUUAGUUAGUGAAAAUAGUAAUGGAUGUAUGGAAAUUGCCAACUGAAGUACAUUUUAUUUAUUAGAAGAUAAAAUAAAAAGAGCAAAAUAAUUUGUCUUAAAUUUCUAAGACCAGGAAGAUUGGAAAGAAAGCCACAAUAAUUUCGAAUCCUUUUUCUUUCGCUUCGUUAUAAAUUCGCGUUAAUUAAUUAUUAAUUAUGGCAGACGACGAGAUACUGUUUGAUGAUGUUUACGAAUUGUGUGAAGUAAUUGGCAAAGGCCCCUUUUCCAUAGUACGACGAUGUAUACAUAGAGAAUCUAAUCAACAGUUUGCUGUUAAAAUAGUUGAUGUAGCUAAAUUUACAGCAAGUCCCGGACUUAGCACAGCAGAACAAAAUAUACUUGUUGCAGAUUUGAAACGUGAAGCUACAAUAUGUCACAUGCUGAAACAUCCACACAUAGUGGAGCUUUUAGAGACGUACAGUUCCGAAGGCAUGCUCUAUAUGGUAUUCGAAUUCAUGGAAGGUUCAGAUUUAUGCUUCGAAGUAGUGCGAAGGGCAGUGGCGGGAUUUGUUUAUAGUGAAGCUGUUGCCUGCCAUUACAUGCGUCAGAUUCUAGAGGCUUUGCGCUACUGUCAUGAAAAUGAUAUUUUACAUCGAGAUGUUAGACCAGCAUGUGCACUUUUAGCAACAGUCGAUAACUCUGCACCUGUAAAAUUGGGAGGAUUCGGUUCGGCCAUUCAACUGCCAGGAGGUAGAGAAGCUUUAGAAACUCAUGGUCGAGUAGGAUGCCCGCAUUACAUGGCUCCAGAAGUUGUAACAAGACGUCUCUAUGGGAAAGGAUGUGAUGUUUGGGGUGCUGGAGUAAUGUUACAUGUUUUGCUCUCAGGGCGACUACCUUUCCUGGGAUCGGGUGUACGGUUACAAAAUUCAAUAGCAAGAAGCAGACUAACAUUUGAAGCGCCAGAAUGGAAAUCAAUAUCUGCAUCAGCAAAAGAUUUAGUGUCUAAAAUGUUGGCUGCUAAUCCUCAUCACAGACUGUCUAUUGCGCAAGUUCUGGAACAUCCAUGGAUAAGAGAUCGAGAUAAACUUCAACGUCAGCACUUGGCUGAUACGGUGGAGGAAUUAAAACGUUACAAUGCACGACGUAAAUUAAAAGGAGCUGUGCAGGCCAUUGCCGGUGGCACAACUUUAGAUCCUAUUUUUGGAACCGAUACAGAUUCUAGUAAGUUUGGAAUGUUAGUUUGCGAUUUAAAUAUAAAAAAUAAAAUUUCAGUGCCGGUUGCAUCUGAUAUUUUAAAUGAGUGGGCUGAUGAAGAGGCUGGUAUAGAAGCUGUACAACGAAUUUUGGAUUGUCUAGAUGAUAUUUACGCCCUACAAGAUGCGCAUGUGGAUUCAGACGUAUUGCGUGAUAUGUUAAGGGAUAACCGUUUGCACCAACUGUUGCACUUGUUUGAUCGCAUAAGUUCCACAGUAGUUUCUCCCAACCGUGCUCCAACUGCAGAUGCUGUAGCGAGAAGUCGUGAUGUAAUAGAGAUGUUAUCUUCCAUAGGCGGCAAUAAAUACUUAAAGGACGAAUUAAUGCUACUUUUGGUUUCACCUCAUUUACAGGCAUUAUUGCACACUCAUGAUGUUGUGGCACGUGAUGUUUAUGGAGAGGAAGCUUUACGGGUAACGCCUCCACCAAUGCCUCUUUAUUGCAAUGGAGAAGAUUUGGAAAAUACAGAUGCAGCAGAAUUGCAGCAUGUCACACGAGUGCGUUUAGUACAAUUCCAAAAGAACACUGAUGAACCAAUGGGCAUCACUCUUAAAAUGACCGAAGAUGGACGUUGUUUAGUUGCACGUAUAAUGCACGGUGGCAUGAUACAUCGACAGGCAACACUUCAUGUGGGCGAUGAAAUACGGGAAAUUAAUGGUCAGUCAGUGCAGAAUCAAUCCGUGGGACAAUUGCAACGAAUGCUGCGUGAAGCACGCGGUUCAGUAACCUUUAAAAUAGUUCCUUCUUAUAGAAGUGCUCCCCCUCCAUGUGAGCUUUUUAGGAUAAGACCAGCACCAGUUCUAAUUUUUGUAAGAGCACAAUUUGAUUAUAACCCACUGGAUGAUGAGCUGAUCCCGUGUGCACAAGCAGGAAUAGCUUUUCAAGUUGGCGAUAUAUUACAAAUAAUUAGCAAAGAUGAUCAGCAUUGGUGGCAAGCCCGUUUAGAUGCUGUUGGUGGUUCAGCUGGACUAAUACCUUCACCAGAAUUACAAGAGUGGCGUAUACGAUGUCAAACAGUAGACAAAACUAAGAGUGAACAAGGAGAACCUGGUGCUGGAUGUUCCGCUCACACAGAUGGGUGUGAUGGAUCCGCAGUUAAUUGCUCAAUAUUUGGUCGUAAGAAGAAGCAAUGUCGUGACAAGUAUCUGGCAAAACAUAGUGGUAUAUUUGAUAACUUGGAGUUGGUUACCUAUGAGGAGGUCGUAAAAGUGCCAGUCGGAGAUCCAAAUUUUCAGCGAAAAACUUUAGUUUUAUUAGGGGCUCAUGGUGUGGGCCGACGUCAUAUCAAAAAUACUUUAAUUUCUAAAUAUCCAGAUAAAUAUGCCUAUCCUAUACCCCAUACUACACGACCUCCUAAACCGGAUGAAGAAAAUGGUCGGAGUUAUUACUUUGUAUCACAUGAUGAAAUGAUGGCCGAUAUUGCAGCUAAUGAAUACUUAGAAUACGGUACACACGAAGAUGCUAUGUAUGGCACAAAACUAGAUACUAUUAGACGUAUACACACUGAAGGCAAAAUGGCAAUUCUUGAUGUAGAACCACAGGCUUUAAAAAUAUUACGGACUUCCGAAUUUACACCGUAUGUUGUGUUUAUAGCUGCGCCUUCUUUACAAAACAUUGCAGAUUAUGAUGGCAGUUUGGAACGUUUGGCAAAAGAAUCCGACAUGCUACGUCAGAUGUAUGGUCAUUUCUUUGAUUUGACGAUUGUAAAUAAUGACAUCGGUGAAACUAUAGCAUGUUUAGAGACUGCUAUUGAACGGGUGCAAACCACAUCACAAUGGAUACCAGUAUCGUGGAUGUACUGACAAGAUAGUGAGCUGGAAUGUCCCGACUGCUUAGAAGGUUGCGAUUGCGAAUGGGAAGCUUAUACAAAUGGACAAUGUUCAACGGAAAAAUGGCAACAUUUCUAAAAAUCCAAAACAACUAGAAUGAGCAGAAACCACACACAGUAGUACUAAAUAUAAAAAAUGAAUGCAGCACAUACUUUUAUUUACAUACAUAUGUCUAGUAAAAUGUUAUAAAAAUCGAAACAAGUGAUUAAAAAGGCAAAAAAGCACAAAAACAAAACACACAACUCCAGCAUAUUAUAUCCAUUGCCUUUGAAACAAAACAAAUUUAAAUGCAAUAAAUACAACAAAUAGGAAAAACAUACAAACCAAAAAAGAAUCAAAUACAAAUAUACACACACUAAAUCAAUCUCAAGAAAAAAACUAAUCAGUAAUUGUAAUUAACAUGAUAAUACACCAUUACUAGUUUUUAUUCACUCAAUAAUAUUUUAGAUGAAUUUAGAACAAGAACAUUUCACCCACAAACAUUCCUCCCUAUCCUUUUUUUUUUUUUGUAAUUGUAUUAAGUAAAGAAAACUACAUACAUACAUACAUACAUACACAUUUUCUACUAUUAUAUUUAUUUAUUUACUUACAAUACGCAUUUAUAAGUGUACUAUUGUUAGUGGAAAUAUUUUGAGUUAAUAUUUAUUUUUGUUUUUUGUUAAAAACUUCAUAGUAAAUAGAUAAUCUAUUGUAUAAAUUAUGUUUAAAACAAAUUCUGUUUGUAUUUAUUAUUAAACCUACUACGCUUAUUUUAUUAAAAAUCAAUAAUGUGAGUACAAUAACACAAUGUAUGUAAAUUAAAAUAUUGGUGAGAAUGUAAUCGUUGCAAGUCAUAAUUAUUAAUUAAGAUCAACGCUAAAAUUACAACAUGUAUCGCCAUUUCCCCUAGUAAUAAGUUGUAAUCAUGUACAUAUGUAUACUAUACCGGACCACGAAAAAUAUUAGAGCUUCUUCCUUCCCCUAAAACCGAUGUUUCUUUUAUUUCAUUUAUUUCAACUAUAUGAAAUUAAGGAAAUUUCAGCUUGUUGUUACGCUUUCAAAUAAUUUUUUUUUAAUUUAUUUAUACAGGACAAAAUAUAAUUUGUUUACUUUAAAAUUAUUUUUUACUGUACUUAGAAUUAAUUUGUACUGAGGAUAGGUUAUUUAAAUAUUCGAAUAAAGCUAAACAGGCAAAAUAAAAUACCACUUAGUAUUAGCGUUGCAGGUGGAGAAAAAGUUGUUUUUUUAAGAUGUAAAUCACCAUUCAAAAUUACAAUAUAAUUGCGGACAAUUCCGUUCAUUUGUUCGCUAUUUUUUAUAAGUAUAAAGAAAAAAUAAAUUGCAAAAAUAUAAGUUUCAAAAUGUUAAAAAAAAUCUCUUUAAAUGUAAUGUCAUGGAACUAACUGUCACAUUCAUUUCACUUUUAUUUCAAAUUAUUUCAUAAUUAUUUGUUUUUUAAACAGAGUACACAAUUAUGGAAUCCAAACAGGAAAUCACGAUUUCCAAAGUUUUAAAAUUUAUAAAUUUCCAAGUACCUGCACGAGUAAGCUCUUUUGCAAGGGAAAAAGGUGGCGUAGUGCAUUUAGUAUUUAAGAUAAAUUGUUUGCUUGAAAUUAAUAUUUUCCAUAUCCAUAAAAUUGAAAAAAUAUAAAUUUUUCUUAUUUUUCAGGGAAAAAGGUAGCGUAGUGCAUUUAUUAUUUAAGAUAAAUUGUUUGCUCGAAAUUAAUAUUUUCCAAAAACAUAACUUUUAUUAUUUUUCACAUUAUAUUAAAGAAAAAGGAUCAGACUUGUACAUAAUAACACUUUAUACAUAUGUACAUAUUAUGUAUACAUAUAAUUAUUCAAACUUAUUUUUUAUAUUUACAUAUACUUACAUAUAAGAGAAUUACAAGUUUAAUUUUGAAACAAAGCUCAUUCAUUCAUACGUAUGUAUGUACGUUUUAUUUAUUUCCUUUCAUUUCUGAUUAAAGAGUUCAUACACAAUUCUGAAAAUAAUAGAUGUAAAAGAAACUCCUACCUACAACCACAAACAAUUUUUUAAUAUUAUAUUCUGAGCUUAUCUAAAUAUAAAUGGAAACUACAACUAAAAUACAUACAUAUAUAAAACAAAAACAAUAUAAGAAACAUACAUUCGCAAAUUAAGCAAAAACUAUUGAAAACUUAAUUUUUAAAAGAAACCAUGGUUUCACUAUAUGGGUUGAGUAAAAACAGUAUGAAUAUUAACUUUGUUCUCCACUGAUAUACAUAUAUAGUCAUUCUCAUCAUUCCCAUUACCAUUUCCAUCAACAUAAGAAUCCUCCCUAUUCAUUUGAUAUUGUUAGUAGUGUUAUUUAAGCAGUCUGUACUAUUUUCUAUUUAAGAUUAAUUAACUAAAAAUGUAUCGAAUACUUUACUAUUAACGACUAUUUAUAGUUUCACGAAAAAAUAA
Messenger RNA from Lucilia sericata (common green bottle fly), 5617 nucleotides. RefSeq names its product peripheral plasma membrane protein CASK (gene CASK). Gene Ontology annotation, molecular function: ATP binding; protein kinase activity; signaling receptor binding. Gene Ontology annotation, biological process: protein phosphorylation; regulation of neurotransmitter secretion. The transcript has 21 exons. Gene Ontology annotation, cellular component: cell-cell junction; plasma membrane. The record is from RefSeq and is a predicted model, not a curated record. The coding region runs from base 343 to 3183 and encodes 946 amino acids. NCBI's taxonomy places the organism in Eukaryota, Metazoa, Arthropoda, Insecta, Diptera, Calliphoridae.